Lachancea sp. 'fantastica' is the source of this 576-nucleotide messenger RNA. The record is from the annotation of a GenBank genome assembly. NCBI's taxonomy places the organism in Eukaryota, Fungi, Ascomycota, Saccharomycetes, Saccharomycetales, Saccharomycetaceae.
AUGCAGACUCUAAAAUGUGUAGUGGUGGGCGACGGUGCUGUGGGAAAGACGUGUCUGCUGAUUUCGUACACUACCAACCAGUUUCCAGCAGACUAUGUGCCCACAGUAUUUGACAACUAUGCGGUGACGGUAAUGAUCGGAGACGAGCCUUACACUCUAGGGCUUUUCGACACUGCAGGACAGGAGGACUACGAUCGUUUGAGACCGCUGUCGUAUCCGUCCACGGACGUUUUUUUGGUGUGUUUCAGUGUGAUCUCUCCGCCAUCGUUCGAGAACGUAAAGGAAAAGUGGUUUCCUGAAGUGCAUCACCACUGUCCCGGCGUUCCGUGUCUGAUUGUAGGGACCCAGGUGGACUUGCGGGACGACAAAGUCAUCAUCGAGAAGCUGCAAAGACAGCGUUUGCGGCCAAUACUGCCUGAACAAGGUGAGAGACUGGCACGCGAGCUACGGGCCAUCAAAUACGUGGAGUGUUCCGCUUUGACGCAACGCGGACUCAAAAACGUCUUUGACGAGGCCAUUGUCGCGGCGCUGGAGCCUCCAGUGAUUAAAAAGAGCAAAAAAUGUACUAUUUUAUAG